AUGGUUUCGAUAGCCCGAACGACAAGAGCUUCGAUCGUGGAGCUGGCAAGCAGCUUUCGAAGCGUUGUGACCGUGAGCAGCUCAGCACGAGUAGCAGCUCUGGCUCAACUACGAGCUGGACCUUCCCCUAGGACAUUUCGAACGUCUACCACCCUGGAUUCGGCAUCUUCAAUCACUAUCGACUCAACGAAAGCUGCCAGCCAAGGCUCCAGCGAAACCAAACCAGUCAAGCCAAAACGCAAGCGUCGCACGACGGAAGAAAUGGAAGCCAUCCGUUUGGCCAAUCAAGCUCUUGGCGUCCCAAUUCGUAGUCGAAGACGAACAAGGCGAGCUGUGGGAGCUGCUAUUGAUUUAGAUGUUACAGAAUCAAGUGUGCAGAAACCAGAGAAGACGGGAAAACCCGGACGACGAAAGAAUAGUCAACUGUCGGAAAAAGGGGCAGCAAGACUAGCAAAGAAGGAAGCGCUUGCAGCAGCAAGAGCAGCAGCUGCAGCAGCAGCUGCAGCGAAUGAUAGAAAAGUCUUGACCGCAGAAGAGACGGAGUAUCUGCUGUCAGAGAUGACGUACGACCACCUCCCACCACGAGGCCAAUGGAAGAAGGCAUUCCCCAACUCCAAAGCAUACGAGACCAGCUAUCGAUACUUUAUCAGCAAUCGUUCAACGAUCAAAGACAUAAUCUCAAAACUUGGAAUUACCUCGGAGGAACGCAAGGGGGAAAAGGUGACCAUUAUCGAAGGGUACCCCGGACCAGGAACGUUUGCUGACGAAAUGCUCAAGUUGCCCAAGGUGGAGAAGGUGAUUGCGCUCGAAUCGACGCCUUGCUACGUCAGCAAGCUUGGACUUCUUAAAGCUCAAAUGGAAGAAAAGCAGCCAGGAUCGGGUGAGAGAUUUGACAUUCUCGAGUCGUCUGCGUAUAUGUGGACUACGUACAAUAAACUUGUCGAUUCAGGCAGGCUUGCACACCUCAACAACCGGGUUACGACUUCGGAUGGCUCAUUUGUGGAUUUCUCCACUUCAGAUUUCAUCUCGCUUCCUCAUUCCGAUGCAAGCUGGCAGAAGCUUUCGCCGAUCAUCUUCUUCGCUCAACUUCCCAACACUGUGUAUGGUGAGCAGCUUUUUGCGCAGAUCAUCACAGCUAUCGCCAAUCGAAUCUGGUUGUUCCGACACGGACGUAUCCAGCUCAGUUUCAUUUGUGGAGAGUCUCUUGCGAAACGAUGCUUAGCUGAAGCAGGAGACAAAGCUUCGCGUGGUAAGCUUGGAACAACGGUACAAUGUCUCGCAGAUGUUCAAGUUGGUCGUUACGCACACGAGUUGCAACCGCACGGCCACCACUUUUUCCCACCCACAAUGGCCAUGGGUCCCCGAGUCACAGUUUCGGGAACUUCGCUGAUCCCGAACAGCAACCCAUCCACCGGCUUGACACGUACAGGGAUGGUAAUGAUGACCGUUACACCCAAGCAAGAACCGCUGGUGAAAGCAAGCGAGAUCGAAGCAUUCGAGUUUGUCACUCGAAACCUCUUCAUUCUUCGCACAAAGCCAAUUGGGGAUGCUCUGACACACGUAGCUCCGGGAGGACAGAACGUGCUCAAGAUGACCAGCCCAGAACAGGUCCAGAAGGGAUUAAUCAAGAAAGAGGAGGUAAUAUUACCAGAUCAUGUCGUGGGAGAGCUGACGAACGUGCAGUGGGCAUGCUUGGCUCGGAUGUUUGAAAAGUGGCCUUUCAGACCAAGAAAUUUGUUCGAGGAGGGGAGAGUCAAGGUUGAAAAAAAGCACCGCCACUAA
Ustilago hordei is the source of this 1782-nucleotide messenger RNA. RefSeq lists its product as uncharacterized. The coding region runs from base 1 to 1782 and encodes 593 amino acids. The transcript has a single exon. Gene Ontology annotation, cellular component: mitochondrial matrix. NCBI's taxonomy places the organism in Eukaryota, Fungi, Basidiomycota, Ustilaginomycetes, Ustilaginales, Ustilaginaceae. Gene Ontology annotation, molecular function: rRNA (adenine-N6,N6-)-dimethyltransferase activity. Gene Ontology annotation, biological process: rRNA methylation. The record is from RefSeq and is a predicted model, not a curated record.